This is a messenger RNA of Nicrophorus vespilloides, 740 nucleotides long. RefSeq lists its product as uncharacterized. The transcript is spliced from 2 exons. Bases 13 to 705 code for a protein of 230 amino acids. The record is from RefSeq and is a predicted model, not a curated record. NCBI's taxonomy places the organism in Eukaryota, Metazoa, Arthropoda, Insecta, Coleoptera, Silphidae.
AAUCAAUUCGAAAUGUCUCCGCUUUCAAAAGUAUUGCUCUUCAUCGCCGCAGUGCUGAUCACGGUUGAUUGUAGAGCAACUAUUUCAUCUGAAGAUAUUCUGGAAGCUAUGAUGAAGUUGGAAGAAGUUACGGAUGCGUCGAUCGAACGCAAUUUGAACCGUCUGAUGGAAUCUCGUAAAGAAUACGACGUGGUGAUGGGUGGUAAUCUGAGGAAUGCUCUGAAAAAGAUGCGGGAAAACGUGCGAAACUCUAUCGACCGUUUGGAAAAUCUAGAAUCUGAGGCUGGUGUCGAUGUGAAGGAAUGCACUGAGGAUGUAGGAAAGACUAUAAGUCGAAUCCCAAUUAUCCCAACGAAGGAUAUGUUUUUAUGCAUGAACGCAGAGGAGAAAAAUGUUAAUCAAGUGACAAAGAAGAGUCAGGAAAGUGUGAAGGAUGUGGAGAGAAUUGUGGACGAGUUGGAAACGAAAGCUACAAACUGCGGAGAUGAACAAUGUCUGCAGGAUGUCCUCGUUGAAAUCCUGGAAACGAUCGAAUCGUUACCAACGAUAGUGAAUGUUAAAGGCAAUGCAGGUGUUAGGGCCAUUGAAAACGUCCAAUCCAGCAUGAUAGAGUGUACUUCGAAAACUAUAAAUUUGGUGGAGGUUAAGAUCUGGGCUGUUGAGUAUCAUGCAACAAAAUGCAUAGAAGAGAAAUCAAACAAAUAGAGAAAAAAAAAACAUAACAAUAAGAAAUAUUUAUU